Molecule: messenger RNA, 2357 nt
Organism: Liolophura sinensis
Lineage: Eukaryota; Metazoa; Mollusca; Polyplacophora; Chitonida; Chitonidae
Product: probable RNA-binding protein 46
Exons: 11
Coding region: 845-2206 (453 amino acids)
Molecular function (GO): RNA binding
Source: RefSeq, a predicted model, not a curated record
CAGAAGCUAGAACCACGCGAAAACAAAAUUUGUUUUUUCUAUUUUUGAAUAUUACACAGGACAAUGCCUGUUGUCAAAUCGAUGUCAGCGAUAGUAGAUUGGAUUUGGGUCAUUUUCAAUCACCCAGAUAGUUGGUAUAGCCGAACACUCACUGAAGUAUAAACACAUGCCAUAUUUCGUACUAUGAAUGGUUCAAUUUUCGAUACUUGAGACUCGCAGGUGAACUGCUUUUCGCAGUGGCACAGCGAGUGCUACAUAACCGUAUGCCUCCAAGUUAUCAGCUUAUUUUUUCACCUAUAUAUUGCCUUACACAUUUCUGUGGUCAUAUUCUCUGGAUUUGGUGUCUUUUCUAUGUAAAUUGGAAUAAAACAAUAAUUAUUGGUCAUCAUAGAUGGCGCUGUAGGGCUCUUCUCACAUUUCGUACUAUGAACAGUUCAAUUUUCGAUACUUGAGACUCACGGGUGAACUGCUUUCGCAGUGGCACAGCGAGUGCUACAUAACCGUGUCCCUCCAAGUUAUCAGCUUAUUUUUUUACCUAUAUGUUGCCUUACAUGUUUCUGUGGUCAUAUUCUCUGGAUUUGAUGCCUUUUCUAUGUAAAUUUGAAUAAAACAAUAAUUAUUGGACAUCAUAGAUGGCGCUGUAGGGCUCUUCUAAGUCCACGCACGUGCGUGGCAAAGUCCAGUUUGCCUACUUCUAGUUCGUCAGCAGUGAGACCAGCAGGGUGCAGUAGGGUGUAGGUAUGGCGUCCGCGGAGGAGGCUUUGCCACGUCGUGUGACCCGGGAGCCAAACGAAGCCUUGCUGAAACUUAUGGCGAGAACAGGAUACACCAUACGGCAAGAAAAAUGGGAAAGAAAGUACGGCGAUCCACCUCCGACUGGGAAAGCCCGGCUCCUUUAAAGGGUUGUGAAAUUUUCGUCGGAGGUAUUCCAAAAGACUGUUACGAAGACGAGCUCGUUCCAGUAUUUGAGAAGAUAGGAAAGAUUUACGAACUGAAACUCGUAAUGAACCGCCGCUCUGGACCCCAUAGAGGAUAUGGAUUCGUUAAAUACACUAACAAAGAACACGCGAAUCAAGCGGUAAAGGAGCUUCACAACUACGAAAUUCGUAAAGGCCAGCUCUUGUGUGUUCGCAACUCUCCUAAGGUGGUUUUGCACGUGGGGAACCUUAUGUCGACAACUACAGAAGACAAAAUUAGAAAGCUGUGCAGUCAAGUUGUGGGAAGAGACAACGCUGUGGAAAGAGUAAAGAAGAUAAGAGAUUAUGCAUUCAUUCAUUUUAGAGACAGAGAUGCUGCUAUCAUGGCCAUGACUAAACUUAAUGGAAUGAAUGUUGAAGGUGCUUACAUUGAGGUUGCAUGGGCAAAAGGAAGAGAGCAGGACUGCCACUUGGGUGAGGUUGAUAGAGCAUACAACAGAGGCCAGGAAGCAUUGGAGUCUUGGAAGCAGAAAGAAGUAUCAUAUGUUAAGGCUAAUCAGGACUGCCACUUGGGUGAGGUUGAUAGAGCAUACAACAGAGGCCCGGAAGCGUUGAAAUCUUGGAAGCAGAAAGAAGUAUCAUAUGUCAGGGCUAAUCAGGACUGCCACUUGGGUGAGGUUGAUAGAACAUACAACAGAGGCCAGGAAGCGUUGGAAUCUUGGAAGCAGAAAGAAGUAUCAUAUGUCAGGGGCUAUGGCAAUGAUCCUAGUUACUCGCCUCCAUUGUAUUACAACCCGAUGUCUCCACCACCCGCAAGCAGGGCGUUGGCAGAGCGAGGUCCCAUGGGCAUCAGAAGCCCUGUGCGAGGCCGAGGGAUGAUGAUGAGGGGGUGGGGCUUUAGGAAACAUCCAGCAGAGGUGCUCGAUGACCUUUGCCAGAAGAAUGGAUGGGGAAGUCCUGUAUACCAGCUUCAUUCUCUCAUGGGAAGGGAUGGAAGUGGUGCCCAACAGCUCUUAGAGCUCUUUUUGUACAAGAUCACCAUACCAGCUCUCGGUACUCAGUUUCCAAAUCGUAACCCAUUUACCCCAAAUAAACUGUGUUCUACUGUUGAGGGGGCAAAGGUUUUUGCAGCAGAGUACACUUUGAUGCAGUUAGGUGUGCCUCUUGAAGCCCUAGAGUACAUUAGCCCACCAUGUCCUUACACCCAGCCGAGCUAUGCCAACCACCCGACCCACCUGUGGAACGCUUCCAACAGAUCAUGUGAAAAGCCAUGGAUGACCUACUGGUAGUUGUCGUUUUCUCUUCGAUGGUCAUUUGGCAAUCUCUACUAAUAGAGCCAGACAUUUUGGACACCUGCUUUGACCGGUCUUUUCAAAGUCAAAUUAGCUGUUCAGUGCACCCAUUUAUCAUUUAUUUUCAAUAUCAUUUUUAUCAUUUACA